Molecule: messenger RNA, 3342 nt
Organism: Ustilaginoidea virens
Lineage: Eukaryota; Fungi; Ascomycota; Sordariomycetes; Hypocreales; Clavicipitaceae
Exons: 5
Coding region: 1-3342 (1113 amino acids)
Biological process (GO): actin cytoskeleton organization
Cellular component (GO): plasma membrane
Molecular function (GO): protein binding
Source: RefSeq, a predicted model, not a curated record
AUGACAGUCAAAUCCUUCCGGUCCUCCUCAUCAAAGUUGCAAGUUGCCAAAGUUGCCAACGCUGCCAAAGUUGGGACGGACCUGAAGAGUCAAGUCGACGGGGCUAGUCCCAGUUCGGGCAGCGCCACUCUGGUUGUCAAGGCCCACAUCCUUCAUCUACAGAGCCACGACUCGGCACGCCGCAUCGUUCAGCAGCAUCCAACCUGCCACGCUCUGACGCUCAACACGAGCAUCAUCUGCGAUCCAAACCAACCCGGCUGGCCCAAGCACGUCUCCCGACAACCAGAGGCAGAAGCACUCUUCCGACCGCUCCCACUUCACCCCUACCCCGGAACCCGCAUCAACAUCCUACAACAGCAUUGCAUUCCUCACUUUACGCCGUCGUUUACCAAAAGGCCUAAAGGCCGGAUGGAGUUGACAAUCCCCUCUGCGCCUGAGCCCGUCCCCCGUCUUGCAGUUGGCGAUACCUUGAUAGUAAUUCAUGAUUUCCUAGCCAGAAGCUCAGACGAACUCAGCUUGUCCAAAGGAGAUAGAGUCGAACUGAUUGAACGAGACGACGAAUUCGGCGAUGGUUGGUUUCUGGGACGCCAUAUUCUAAACGAUAACACCGGCCUGUUUCCCGAAGUCUACACUCGACCGGCACCAAAGAAUGUGUCCGUACUUGCUCCCCCAAGACUGUUAUCCUCGACCCAAGAGACCAAGAACGCGGCCCAAGAUACAGGGAUCGCCAGCGCUCCGACAGCCUCGCCACUAUCCCCCCAACCGUCAUCGGCGCAACCGAUUGGGAAAGAAGGUACCUCGACGUCCUUGCCUCUGCAGCCUGUCAAGCCCGAUAUUCCGGCCGCAACGUCCAGCACGACAGCGAGCAGCUCCCCAGCCUCGCAAUUACGUUCAGCGCGCAACCCGAGCCAUGACAGCCAAGUGCUAAAUGACACAUUGAACGUAAUCAACGAACACAUCACCCACUUGAGGGGCUCUCCCAGCAGUGGUGGGCUUCUCGUGCCGGCUGGGGCCAAUGACUCCGGGAGCGAGUACAGCAUGCCCCUUGACCAGAGAAUGUCAUACAUUCAAGGCGAAGAAACAGACGAGGAAGAGGAUCAAGAACACAGCCGCGCAGAGGUGGAAUCAUGGGACGCUGAUCAAGUCGCAGAGCAUCUCUUCACAGUCGGGGUCGAAAAACAGCACUGCGAAGUUUUCAGGGAUCAGGAGAUUAGCGGCGAAGUGCUUCUAGGAAUGGACCAAAGCUCGCUGUUUAUCAAGGCCUUCGAUCUCGGCUCUGUCGGCAGGCGGCUCAAGACGUGGCACAAGAUCAAAGCGCUGCAAGACGAAGUUGACGAACCGGGACCCUCGACCAGGCGGACAACGCGAACUUGGGGUAGUGAUGUGGGCUCCUCGGAAGAUGCCAAAGGGACAAGAGCUCGAACCAGCGCGACGACGGUGGCAUCCGUCUCGAAACUUUUUGCGCCCCAAGGUUCCUCAGCGCAGACGCCCCAGGUCAGUCCUACGACGACGCGGUUUGGCUUGUCAACAAGCGGCAGCCUUGAUACACCGACCAGGUCGAAUCACGUCAAGCGGCCGUCGGCCGCAUCCGUACGAGAUCUUCAUCAGUCACGCCGCCAUUCAUCUAUUGACUAUCGCGCCCCCGCUCCUCCUUUCGCGGGAGCUUUGGCUGCUGCGACUCCUCCCGCAGCAGCCCUGCUACCCAAUGGAACCGCGACCAGGGUGGACUCGGCCCCCCCUUCGCACAAGAAGCAAGCCUCGUUUGACCGCAACUGGACCCUCGGCAACGCCUUGGGUCACCAACCCCCCCGGAGUCGACCACUCUCCUCGGCCGGUCUGCAAGAUGCCAGGAACGGUUCAAACCCAGACUUGCAAGAUUCGGCAGUGGAUUUGGAUCGAGGCUACUUCUCCGGCGCGGAGACGGAUGGAAGGCGUCGCAACGUGCUGAAGAAGCGAGAUUCCAGGACGUCGAGCUACGCCGACGAGCAGCGAGUUCGGAGUGCCACGGCUCUGUCGAGACACUCGAGGUUUGGCAGCAUGGAUUCGUACAGGGACGCGUCCACCUCCCCGGCUGCCCAAAAGUACUACGGCCUACAGUCGACACCACAUAGGCGAACGGCGUCGGCAAAGACGGCCGAAUCAGCACGACCCAGCCCGCCAACCACGGACAGCCCGGCGCCGAUUGUUACCCGAAUCGAUGCCGGACUGAAUCCAACCCGGUCCGCGGCGUCACCCAUGACCACGACGUCGUCAGCCAGGCAAGGGUUCGCUCCCGACUGGCUGGCAGCCGUUGUAAACAAGCCCAUGAGCAAAGGCCGCCCUGGCAUGAGAGCGAUCUCCGAUAAGCUGUCGAGGAACUCGUCAAAGGACAUGGCAUCGGGCGACGGCGCGCUAGAUUCGCCGGGGGGCGCUACGCCAAGCACGGCCUCUGGCGAGCCGAGCCUUGACGUGGUGGACUCUCCAGCCACCGGGAAGAGCUUCAACUCGAUGACCAGCAAGAGCAACAAGAAGAAGGGAAAGAAGGACACGAGCGCCUACACGCGCGGGCUUCUAAAGGCGACCCCCCUGGAAGCGAAGCAAGGCGCCGACUACUACGGGUGGAUGAAGAAGAAGAGCUCCAAUCUCAUGACGACGUGGAAACCCCGUUUGUUUGUUCUCAAAGGCCGCAGGCUCGCCUACUACUACGCCGAAGACGACGACCAGGAGAAGGGCCUCAUCGACAUCUCGUUCCAUCGCGUUCUGCCGGCGGGCAACGAGAGGCUGACGGGCCUGCAUGCCACGCUGACGGGAGCAGCUGGCGGCGGCCCCGGCGGCCCCGGCGGCCCGUCCCAUGGCGGCAGCGACGCGAGCGGCGGUGCCGGGGGUGCCGGGGUGGCGGCCGACAAGGGCAGCGAGUCCGUCUUCAUCUUCAAGCUGGUACCCCCUCGGGCGGGGCUCUCGCGAGCCGUCAACUUUACCAAGCCGACGGUGCAUUACUUUGCGCUGCCCAACGUCGAGCAGGGUCGGCUGUGGAUGGCGGCCCUGAUGAAGGCCACCAUUGACAGGGACGACACGCAGCCCAUCACGACGACGUACCAGCAAAAGACCAUCUCGCUCAACAAGGCCAAGCAGAUGCGGCACCGGCCCCCUGCUCUGAUGAACCUCGAGGAGGCGGCCGAGGACGACCAGCGCGGCCCGGCGGCCACCAGGCCGGUCAACAACGGCCUGGGGAUCCUGGGAGAAUCCGACAGCGGCGUAUCGGGGCUGGGCAAGCUGGUUGGUGUUCAGUCUGGGAGCAACGGCGUCAGCUGCCAAUCGCCAGAGGUUGGUGGUUCCACAGCGGCCCUUCAACAGAGCGCGUAG